AUUCAGCGAAAGCUCCUUUUGUUGUCGUGUUAUUUCAAAUCAAAGUCUGAUUUAUUUCCACUUUUUCUUUCUCUGCGCUGACAAAGCUGUACAAUACUGUCGAAAGGAGAAUGGCAGCAAAUAAUGGGAAAUGGGAAACAGUAGUAAAUAAAAAGAAAAGCCAAGUUACUAAAUCUGAUGUUAAAAGAGCCCAACAAAAAUUUAUCCAGGGAGAAAAAGUGCCUAAAAUCGAAAUAAGAGAUCCAAUCAAAUUGGAUAAAACAUCUUAUGCUGCUGGAUUUGAAAGCAAACGAUUAAAUGAAAGCGAAUCAGAUGAUGAAAAAUACCCAUCAAGAGUUCCAUUUGAAAGUGUUGAAAAUCUUCCAACAAGGUCUCCCAGAAAUAUUUCAAAGAAGAAAGAAAAGAAAAACCAAAAACAACUGCCUAUAUUUGAUAUGAAUGCGAAGAUGAAAAAGAUUGAUAUUGCAGCUUUAAAACAACAAAUAUCUGAUGUAAAAGACAAGUUUCCAUCUCACCAAUUGAUUUGGUUAAAAGAGAUUGCUGGCUGGCUACAUAUUCAGUUAUCUGGACCUCACGAAAAGGGAGAUCUCGCAUAUCUUAACAAACCAUCAGAUUACCCAUUGGAUGAAGUCCCCAAAGAUAUCCAAAACGUACUGCUUCAAUUAAUAAAAGGCUGUGACAUUAAAGUUUUAAAUAGUUUUUUUUGUUAUUUACUGGCAUCCUUAAUUACAGAAGUUCAGCAAGCACAUGCUACUGUUGCUGAUCGUCUAUUAAUUCAACUCCUCUGCUCCGUUCAUACCAAUGUUGUUGGUGAUAACUGUGAUGAAGUUGUUGCGGGUAAAUCGAGAAACGGGGACUCCUAUUUAGCUGUUAUUUGGGCAUUAUCACAAGGAAAAGGAAGUGUUAAGCAAGGAUUAGAAAUAUGGUGGUCAUCAAUGUAUUCAGUUUUGGACAAAAAGCAUCAUGCAGCAGCAUCUAUCGCUUAUCUUACCAAUCUAUUACAGAGAUGCAGCAAAUCGAAGAUUGAAAAGCCUUAUAUAAGUCCUGAUCAAAUGAUGCAGUUAUUGGAAGUGAUCGUGAGUGAAAAAUCUCCUUUAGUCCAUACACCAAGUUUGAUGGACACUCUCAAGAAUCAUUUUGACCAGUUAACAAGGCUGUUAUUAGGUGAUAGUCCACAAGAGCAUGCUAAAAACGUGUUCACUAAUCUUCUUCCUGUUUUGCGAAACCAAGAAGACUCUAAUAUGAAAGAUACUGUGUGUCAACUUCUCGUCCACUGCUUGAUUUUGAAUAAUCAAUGUUUGGAAUGGUGGCACAACAAUUUUGUUCAUCACCUAAGAGAGUCCAGUAUACUGCUAAAGUACAUCAAGGACAACUCUGAUGCUAUCAGUCAGAAGUUUUCAACAACCAAACAAUACAGAUCAAAAAAUGUUCUUCUAAAUACAUCCACACGGAUGCUGGCUUCAUUGGCAAAAGUAAACGAACGGGGAAAGUUUGAAAAAAAAGCUGGCUUUAAAGAUUGUCGAAAAUUGUGUUUGGCUUUGCAACGAUCUGAGACACAACGCAAACAAAAAUCGUCUUCGCUAUGGAGCGCGAUAAAAUUAAUUCUUUUGCUACUGCUUGGGCUUACUGCUGUGGAUGUUUACGUCAGCGGUGGUUACCGUGCCAGCCAUACUGGAUUUUACUUAAAAGAAUAUGGCAUUGAAGCGAAAGCUAUUGUAGCCUUCGAGUAUACCCAAGAAGUGACCGACUCUAUGACGAGAUAUUGCCAGAAACAUGUACCGCACUAUUAUAGUAAAGUAAGCAAGUAUGUCGACCCUGUCAUCGAAACGACAUGGCAAUACAUGGUCGUCGCUGGAAAGUUUGUUUACGAAAAAAGUGAACCAGUGAGAGAAUAUUUGAAUGAAGUCGUGCCACCAAUUCUUGAGAAGGUCAGCUUUUUCCUUACUGAACAAUACCGCAUCCUAUCGACUUACGCACUUCAACUGUUACAUACUUACUGGCCUAUCAUCGUGGAACACUUUAAAAGCAUGUACGAUUAUUUAUCAACUACAAUUCCUUUGCUAUUCAAGAAUUUUCAACACGCAGUGGCAACCUUAAGUCAAAAGAUUUAUUCGGUGAAUCCUGGAUUCUUCGACAACGUAUGGAAUAGCGUGCUGGAUUUGUGGAAAUAUAUAGUCAAAAUGACGCCAGUUGCUGUAAAUGCUGUUACAGUUUAUGCCAACCAGUGUGUGAACGUAACACGAAAUGUGUUUAAUCAUGGGCAAACAUGGGUGCAACAACAUUUGGGAAAUGCCAACCCAGUUGCUUCGACGUGAAAGGCUUUGGAAAAAUAUCGAUUGUUCAUGUUGAACUGAGCUGGGAAAUUUAAAGAUGUACGGAAAGAUAUGUGUGCUGUUUUAGUUAGGGAAAUUUUUUAUUCAUGCUUUUUUCAUAUUUUAUGGAAAGAAAAAAAUAAUUUUUUUAGAUAAAAUCCAUAUUGUAUUUUUGGAAUUAUUUAUAAAAUAGUGGCUUCUACAAUUA
Messenger RNA from Hydractinia symbiolongicarpus, 2520 nucleotides. RefSeq names its product transmembrane protein 214-like. NCBI's taxonomy places the organism in Eukaryota, Metazoa, Cnidaria, Hydrozoa, Anthoathecata, Hydractiniidae. The record is from RefSeq and is a predicted model, not a curated record. Bases 111 to 2315 code for a protein of 734 amino acids. Gene Ontology annotation, cellular component: endoplasmic reticulum; Golgi apparatus. The transcript is spliced from 20 exons.